UUGUUUGUAACACACACACACACACACACACUGACGAAAAAAAGUGCAAAAAAAAUAUAUAGACAACGUGUCUUAGUUAUACGUUAUGUUUAACAGAACAGUGUGAAUCAGCGUGGGAAAAAAUAUCUAUUUUAAAAUACAAACAUUUGCAUAAUCAUAUAUAAUAGAUAAAUAUAGAUUGGAACAACAAAAGUAUGCUAAGGCCUUGACACUGGCCAAGUGAAAGAAAGUGUGUGAAAGUAUUGCAUUUAAUUAAAAACAAACAGCAGCAAACAGAAAAAGCGUAGCGUAACUUAAGUACACUGCAAACAUGGAAACGGAGUCGCUUAAUCGCAAGAACUCCUCGAGAAAAAGUUCCAUUAUUAAUGGCAAUGGCGAUGCGACAACCAAGUUGACCAACGGCGAUGGCGACGAUGCUGCGCCUGGAGGCGGUGGCGAUGGCGGUGGCGAGGUGACACUUAAGGCCAAAAUGAGUCUGCUCAAUGGCUGCACUGUCAUUGUGGGAUCCAUCAUUGGUUCGGGCAUUUUUGUCUCACCCACCGGAGUGUUGAAGUAUACGAACAGCGUUAAUUUGGCGCUGAUUGUUUGGGUCAUUUCCGGACUCUUCUCGAUGGUUGGCGCCUAUUGCUAUGCCGAGCUAGGUACGAUGAUCACCAAGUCGGGUGCGGAUUAUGCCUAUAUCAUGGAGACCUUUGGCCCCUUCAUGGCGUUCAUUCGUCUGUGGAUCGAAUGCAUGAUUGUGCGUCCCUGCUCGCAGGCGAUUGUGGCAUUAACAUUCAGCACCUACGUGCUGAAACCGUUCUUUCCGGAGUGCACACCGCCCGAGGAUGCAGCACGUCUGCUUGCCGUUUGCUGCAUAUUGGUGCUAACUUUAAUCAAUUGCUGGGACGUUAAAUGGGCCACCGCUGUGCAGGAUAUCUUUACUUAUGCGAAACUGCUUGCCCUGUUUAUCAUCAUUGCAACAGGAAUGUACCAACUGUAUAUGGGAAAUGUGAAAUACUUUAACUUCGACAACAGCGACACAAAAGUCACAUCCUUAGCGUUGUCCUUUUACUCCGGAUUGUUUGCCUACAACGGCUGGAAUUAUUUGAACUUUAUCAUUGAGGAGCUGAAGGAUCCAGUGAAGAAUCUGCCACGCGCCAUUGCCAUCAGCUGCACACUUGUCACCGUCGUCUAUGUCAUGGCCAACGUUUCCUUCUACACCAUUCUCUCACCCGAUGAAGUCUUGGGUUCCACUGCGGUCGCUGUCACCUAUGCGGAGCGCGCCUUUGGCAUGCUGGCCUGGACCAUACCAGUUUUUGUGGCGCUGUCAACAUUUGGAGCCGUCAACGGCAUUCUGUUGACCUCCUCGCGUCUCUUCUAUGCGGGUGCCAACGAGGGUCAAAUGCCAGAGAUUCUAACGAUGAUUCAGAUCCAACGUUUCACACCCACGCCCGCUGUGCUGGCGAUGGCUCUGCUCUCCAUGCUCUACCUCACGGUCUCCGACAUCUUUGCGCUUAUCAACUACGUGGGCUUUGCCACCUGGCUGAGCAUUGGUGUCGCUGUGCUUUGUCUGCCUUGGUUGCGUUGGGCUCAGCCCAAUCUGCCACGCCCCAUUCGAGUGCCGUUGGUCUUCCCCAUUGUGUAUCUGAUUGCCACCAUCUUUGUCACCGUUGUUCCCAUGUAUGCCAGCCCCAUUGAGACUGGCUACGGCAUUCUGAUGAUACUGUCCAGCAUACCCGUCUAUUUGGUCUUUAUUGCCUGGAAAAACAAACCGAUUUGGUUCCAGAAAUCAAUGGUAAGUCUCACGCAUUUCCUACAAAAGCUGCUCAUGGUACUCGGCAAGCAGACGAAACCAGCUCAGGUGUAGAGAUUAGUGAAUGGAUUUUCCACAAAAUGGUCCACUUGGGGACUGCGCUGAAGAAAACAUAAAAAAAACAGAAAAAGAGAAACGGUUAGAUCAACGUUAGCCAACAGCAAAUGAUAGCAUUUACAAAAAAAUAUUAAAUUGCAUAAACAGAAAGAGGAAAACUCUUUGACAAAGCUUUUGUGUAGCCAGACAAUUAUGAAUAUGAAUACGAGCGAGCUUGGCGUUCUUUGAAC
Molecule: messenger RNA, 2082 nt
Organism: Drosophila albomicans
Lineage: Eukaryota; Metazoa; Arthropoda; Insecta; Diptera; Drosophilidae
Product: Y+L amino acid transporter 2
Exons: 9
Coding region: 311-1849 (512 amino acids)
Biological process (GO): amino acid transmembrane transport
Cellular component (GO): membrane
Molecular function (GO): L-amino acid transmembrane transporter activity
Source: RefSeq, a predicted model, not a curated record